Molecule: messenger RNA, 4303 nt
Organism: Mauremys mutica (yellowpond turtle)
Lineage: Eukaryota; Metazoa; Chordata; Testudines; Geoemydidae
Gene: TMEM37
Product: transmembrane protein 37
Exons: 2
Coding region: 220-813 (197 amino acids)
Cellular component (GO): membrane
Molecular function (GO): calcium channel activity; voltage-gated monoatomic ion channel activity
Source: RefSeq, a predicted model, not a curated record
CAAAGGGCAGCAGCCAGCCCUGCCUUGCCGCAGCCCCCGGCUUCCCUGACCCCGGCAGGCUGGCUGCUGCCCCGCGCUGCCCCGGCCGGGACCCUCCAGCGCUGACCUGACCUGGGCGCGGGCAGCGAGAGAGCUUGUUGUUGUCAGCACCUGAGGCGAGGCGAGGCGAGGCGAGGCGAGGCAAAGUUUCUCUCGGGUCUGCAGGCAGCCGGAGCCAGCAUGACAGCCAUAGCGGUGCAGGCACAGAGGUUGCUUGCUCACAGAAGACCCAAGAAAUCAUUCUUUGAGACGUUCAUCAGAAGCCUCAUUAUUUUGUGCGUGGCAAUAGCAGUUGUCCUGUCAUCAGUUUCAGUUUGCGAUGGCCACUGGCUUUUUGCAAAAGGACAGCUGUUUGGACUGUGGCACUUCUGCACCGUAGGCAACAGCACCAUAUUGAAAUGUGUCACUGAUCUGAAUCAGGCCAGUGUGGAAGGGAUUAAUUUUGGAAUGAUUCUUGCAAGAAGUGUGGUGUCUCUUGCUGUGGUUGUGGCAAUAUUUGGCCUGGAACUUCUGAUGGUCUCCCAAGUCUGUGAAGACACUAAUUCCAGACGAAAAUGGUCAAUGGGAUCAAUCCUUAUUCUUCUCUCAUUUCUCCUGUCCUCCAGUGGAGUCCUGAGUUUUUUAAUCCUCCUGAAGGACUACAUUACCUUCCUGGGUUUCACACUGACCUUUUGGUGUGAGUUCAUUGCUGCCUGCCUCUUCUUCCUUAAUGGAAUGAGCGGACUUCACAUUAACAACAUAACAUACCCGUGGAACAGAGCACGAAAAUUCUAGAACUGGUGGGAGUAUUCUGCUUUUGUGUCAUCAACUUUGCCAGUUAGACUGGAAAAAUCAGUCAAAUGAAAUUGGGAAAGAACAUCAGGUUUUUAAAGUCAUCUGCAAAGAGAAAAGGUUUGAGACAGUCUGAGAAUUUCAUAGGAUGUAGCCACAGUUCACUGCGGAUGGCUGCAGGGGAAAAAUUAAGACCUGCUCUAGUUUUAAAUGAAAUUUUCUGCAGUAGUAGAUAACAAAAUAAGGAAAGACUCCUAUUUUGUUUUAAAAUUAAAAAAAGCAUUUGAAGUGUUUUAUGGAUAGAAGACCUGAAAAUUGCAAUCUACAUCAGUUGUUUUAAAGUACUGGGGUCAAACACUCUGUGUGGUGCUUUUGGGUUUGGUAUUGCUUUUUCUCUCCCUAUCUUCAGUUGCUCUUCUUGAGUAUGUGAACAGAGCGUGAGGAGGAAUGCAUGCCCAGCGUGUUCAGCCCGCCCGAUGGAGCUUCAUUUCAAAUUGGACAAACUAUUUGUCUGGUCACAUUUAUUAGCGUGGCAUAUUGAAAAUCUUUAUCAGGGUUUCACACCCCAUCAUUCUCUUCACAAGACAUGAGUGAAACAGGUCUGAAUCAAUGUUAAUUAGCUCAUGUUUUCCAACUGUCACUCGUGUCCCCUAUAACUAUCCCUUCCAUAUAUAAUAUAUUAGAGGUUUGGGGUAUGUACAUCCACUAUGGUUAGGAUAUAGGGCCAGAGUCUCAUUUUGUCUCCAGCCCCUAGCAGCACAGAGGGACUGGAUUGUGGAUAUACAUGGCCAGCAGAUAAGGUGAGCAGACAGCAGAUGUGAAAAAUCAGGACGGGGGUGGGGGGUAAUAGGAGCCUAUAUAAGAAAAAGACCCAAAAAUCGGGACUGUCCCUAUAAAAUUGGGACAUCUGGUCACCCUACCAGCAGAGAAUUCCAUGAGGAAAAGGGAACUAGCCACUGGCAUAAAGCCAGCAGUGCCUGCUCCUGCACCAGCCACCCUAUUCCAGCCUCUUCUAGUGUAGGCGCUCAUGGGAUACUUUAGUAAAGGCCAGUGCAGACGGACUCAGAAUCAGGGAGCUCCAACUGGCUCCCUGAUAUCCCCACAGGGGCGACUUUGGCCCAUAGGGUUAAUUAAAGUUCAGCCUUGCUAUUUCUGAUCAUUCAUUUGUCCAUUCUCCUUUCACUUCGCUCCCAGGACAAGCAUGUCUGAGAGUGUUAAGCUAGCUGAUGUGAUUUACUCCACCAUGGUGACCCUUCACCCUGCCUUUUACCAUAGACGGUCAGAAUUAUUCUGGUUACACAAUACCAAUAAUUCCCAGUGAGUCAACGGGAAUUACUGCACCCAUGUAGCUAGAGAAAUAAACUCAUUCACUUUGCCAUGUAGAGGCUCUUCUGUGAUGAGAAAGAAAAUCUGUAGACCUGACAAUUUAGACAGAAUGAUUUCCCCUUGUGAUUUAAAAUCAGGAAACAUAAAAAAAUAAACUUCCCCAAAAAUGAGGUAACCAGAGGGGCUGAUUCUGCAUUCACUGAGUGCUGGCGUAAAUCAGGAGUCACUCCAGUGAAGCCAGUGAAAUUGCUGGUGUGAUGGAGACCAAAAUGCCAGGCCUAAGAUCUCUAAUUAAAAAGAUGCAUAAGUUCAUUACAGCUUUAAAAACUCUGCAAGUUGUUGAUGUAGUAAAAUUAGUCAAGCUGUCGACAGUCUAGUCAAGUUCCUGCAUGGCUGGCAGAAGCAGAAUACAAGCAUCUGAAUUUAGUGCUUGGAGCAUUGCUCCAAAUUCUUUUCAAUAUCCUUCCUGUUCAAAGUAGAACACUCCAUUGAUGAUGGACUAAAACAUUUAGAAAGUGUUUCACAGCAUCUGAUAAAAUCUAUUUUAUGUCUUUCUGGAAAGAUUUUUUUUUUAUUUCUAUAAAGACAAAUAUUUAAACAUGCUCCCUCUUCAUAGUUAUAUUGAAUCAAUAAUUCUUGAGCAAGGCAUUUAAUCUCCUGUACUACACCAGUUUCUUCAACAUACUCUUCCACCCAGUGCAAACACACCAGUAUAGUUUGUAGAAUAAAUGAACUGGAGGGAGAAUGCUACUUAUGUGAGCCAUGAAUAAAUGUCGUCCUUUGUGCAAAUCUGUUCUGUAAAGCCAAGAAUUAUAAGCACUGACUACAUAUAUUUUGUAAUCUUGUACAAUGCUCUUAAACUGACCGCUCAUUUUCUAAUGAGGAAAUAUUCUAAUAUUUUCUUUUUAAGCGAUAUCAACUUUCACAGAAUAAACUCCUAAACCUUUUUGUGUUCCUCAUUAGUACGGUGGGAGUGAGUUUUCAGUCCAGAUCUAGAUAUGUUUGUCUUGUUCUGGUAAACUUCCAUUGUUCCCUAGCACCCUCGUUUGUAUGUCUUUUUGAUAUGAUAAUGCACUAAGCUAAGUUACCCAGAGUAACUACUGAAUUUUAUCUUUUUGCAAUAUUGGGCCUAUUCCUGCAUUCCUUGUGCACCUAAAACUCCUGUUGCCUUCAGUAGGAAUUUGGGAUGCACAAGGAAUACUAGAUACAUGCCCCUGGAUCUGCCUAUGACAUGCUGCACUGUGAUCCUAGCUCUUUCUCUUGUUUAAAUAAGGUGCUUUUGCUUCACCGAAUUGCAGUUUGUUUAACGUAACUAGAAGCUGAACCUGCAACCACUUAACUCAUGGGAAGAGUCCCAUUGAUUUCAGUAGGGCUACUUUUAUGAGCAAGCGUUUGCAGGAUCAAGCCCUAAAUUGUUGCACAUUGGUUAUAUCAACCGUGUCAGUCUGUGGAGUGAGUGCCUUAAGCCAUCAUUAAGUAGUGUUUCAGUAUGUGGUACUGGGAUACAAACACAGAGUACCUCUGAGCAGGAGGAACCGGUGAUGGAGCACUUGCAUGAGAUCCAUGACCAGUGUAUCCAGGGUUUUGUGGAGACACAACACUUGAUGAAAUUACAUUCCUUCUUGGUAACUUCAAAACAAUGGCUAUAAAUGAUGUAUGCACUUUGAGGCCACCCUUAACACUAGCAAGAAUUAGACCCAGGAUGCUCCUGUCCUGCUUCUUUUGGAAGGAGGAGGGGAAAGUGGACCAUGAGUUGUAUAUCCUCACUAGUCACAUAUAAAGAGGAAAAAUCAGAGAAUGAGUUAGAGUCCACAUGGGACACAUAACAGUUGCUUGUGCUUAAGGAUGGUCCUGUACAGUUUUAUGAAUAAAUGAAAAGUCUUUUUUGAAAAAGUCCUCUACUGAAAGAAUUGUGCAGUUUCUGUCUGUAGCUGGCUUUGUCUAGCAAAUUAUUGUGCUUAUUACAUUGUGAUUAUAAGGUAUAUUUUGUUAGUAAAUGCUGUAGAACAGGCUAAUACUACUGUUCCUUUUUCUUAGGCUGUUGCAUCUAAUAAAUGCCUGUAUAUACAGUAGUUUAUACCUUUUCUAAAGCCUAAGACCAAAAAAAAAGGUUGAAAGUCAAUAUUCCUGGAGUUGAUGAUGUUAAAUAAACUACUUUGAAAUAAGA